AUGCCUUUCUUCGGUCCCCGAUGGAGCAAGAGCUUGAGCAGCAAGCACGGAGGCGGCGUGACCGUUGACCGUCACGGCGUGCGUCGCAACCCCUUCCGCUUCAACUGCUGUGGUUUCACCUGCUUCAGAUAA
Ramularia collo-cygni is the source of this 132-nucleotide messenger RNA. RefSeq lists its product as uncharacterized. The coding region runs from base 1 to 132 and encodes 43 amino acids. NCBI's taxonomy places the organism in Eukaryota, Fungi, Ascomycota, Dothideomycetes, Mycosphaerellales, Mycosphaerellaceae. The transcript has 2 exons. The record is from RefSeq and is a predicted model, not a curated record.